AAAAUUCUUCCUUGGUUGGCCGAAUGGCUUCGUAAUGAUCCGGCAGUAGUCGUUGAAACCGGUCAAUGAUGCAAAAGAGUCGCAGAGUCGAAUGAUAAAUGAUGCAGGUGAGUAAACACAUUGUUAAUAGAGGCUGGCUUUUCUGUUAUAUUCUUGUCCGGCUCGCAAACCGUGUCCAGCUAUCCACGCUGGACUUGUCAUGGGGAUGGCGAAAAUGCCAUUCCUUUGUCCAAUGCGGGAUCGUUACGAGUUUCUUACUCCGCAAAAUGGAAUCGGAAUUCCUUCAAAUGUAAGUAAGUGUAAUUGUCUCCAUGGUCAAGUGAAAACUCCAUGAAAGGCCAUCGGAAAAGCCACUUAUACGAGCGCAACGCUGUCCGUGAAAUGACAUCGGAAAAGCUCCAGGUGAAUGGAGAAUCGGAAUGUUCGAGGCAGUGAAGGUAAUCACGCCAGAAUUGUUUGUCUUCCGUUGUGGAACAGGGGAUCCAUGUAAAUAUAUUAUUCCAGGUGAGUAAAUUGUGAUACUGUGAGUACGAGGCGA
Messenger RNA from Dicrocoelium dendriticum, 538 nucleotides. The record is from the annotation of a GenBank genome assembly. Lineage: Eukaryota; Metazoa; Platyhelminthes; Trematoda; Plagiorchiida; Dicrocoeliidae.